Messenger RNA from Neoarthrinium moseri, 804 nucleotides. RefSeq lists its product as uncharacterized. Bases 1 to 804 code for a protein of 267 amino acids. The transcript is spliced from 2 exons. Lineage: Eukaryota; Fungi; Ascomycota; Sordariomycetes; Amphisphaeriales; Apiosporaceae. The record is from RefSeq and is a predicted model, not a curated record.
AUGGUGCAGAGCGGCUCCCUAGACCCGUCCAAUGCCCGAUGUGAGGUCGCCGGUGCGACUUCAUAUUCACCGGGCAUGUGUCCCGGCCACAUGACAUCAGUGACGGUCAGUGUGAACGGCGACGAGUAUGUCGAUAUUUGCUGUGAAAGUGGCUUUUCAUGGGAUCGCACCGGCUGCCUUUCGAUUUUCAUCGAGGCGCGCAGCAUCCUUCUAGCCCCAGAAAUCACCACGGCCGAUACUUGGUCACAAAUUGUAGGCGGGCUGGCCUCUCAUACUCCUAUGCUGGCGGCAUGGCACACCACAGACUUGGGAUUGUUUCCGAGCGAUGUACAAGCGCAACGUCGAGCAUUCAUUGCAGGCUCUACGGCUACGAGCACACCUACAGCAACAUUCACAGGCGCCAGACAGACAAGCAACUCGAUCACGGAUCCAGCUCCGCCGUCGACAUCGGGAGAUGUACGAGGCGCUGCUUCGGAACAAAGUUUAAGCCCGGCAGCCAAGAUCGGUAUAGGAGUCGGCGCAGCAAUUUCAGGUAUUGCAGUGCUGGCUUAUGUAUCUGCCUGCCUUUGGAAGAGACGUCAACGCUGGCGGCUGCCGCACCAAAGGGCCGAGGAGUUGGACUCCAAUAACACGACCACUUGGAAGUUGUGGCUGGGCCAUGCUUGGAGGGCAGAAUCUGGAGGCGACCCACGUGCCGAACUGAGCAGCGAGCCGCAGAUGGAGCUGGACGGCCAGCCACGGGCUGAGCUGCAAGGGUCGCCGGUAUAUUACCGUGGCCAAAUACCCGAAAAGGAGAAAGUAUGA